Molecule: messenger RNA, 773 nt
Organism: Cuscuta europaea
Lineage: Eukaryota; Viridiplantae; Streptophyta; Magnoliopsida; Solanales; Convolvulaceae
Source: the annotation of a GenBank genome assembly
AAAUAGAUAGAUUCUAUGGUACCCUUAAGUUACCGUACUUUUGUUCACAUGGACCAAUGUUGAAAUUGAAUUAUUUAAAUCUAUGAUAGGUACGAUAGAUAUUCUUUAGAUAUCUAAUUUGCAUAAGAAUAAGCAAUAGCUAAAGACCAGCAACGUGCGUUUUGCCACCGCCUCCGCUGGUAAUGGCUGGAGAAAUAACUUCAGACACCAACCGGACCUUACCAGCGGUGUGUGUCUUACCACCGCCUCCGUCGCUAAUGGCCGGAGCAAUGGCUUCAGGCAUCAGCUCUUCCAUUACCAUACCACUAGAGUUCGAUUUACCACCGCCUCCCUUGCUAAUGGUUGGGACAAAGGAUUCAGCCAUUACCUCUUCCGGGAUCUUAACAGUGAGGAUUCAGGGGUGGUGGAUCCUCUUAAAUGCACGGGCUAUAUAUAGUGCUGCUCAUAGUUUUUGGUUGUUCACUCUGAGAAUUCAAAGGUGGGAUUGCCGCUUUGCCGGGGACUUCAGCUACUAAACGACGCCGCAUCCUUCGCAAUUUCCCAAUUAUUUCAAAAAAUUGACCUAAUUGAAAGGCAUUCAAAGGUGGGAUCAACGCUUUGCCUGGGAGCUUCCGAGCUUGGUUACCAAACGUCGUGGUAUUGCCGGCGACGUUAAAUUUUUUAAGGGAAAAUUCCCUAAAAAAUGAUUGUAAUGUUUUUUAUGUUUGAAAAUUCAAAAAAUAUGACUAUCAUGUUUUUUCCCCUAAAUAAAAGUAAUUACUGUCAAGUUUUAA